CAAAUCGUUUAAAUUCAGUUCAUAAUCAAUGACAAUUCAUUCAGCAAAUAAACAAUCAACAGGCCAUUUAGCAUCAGAAAGACAAAGGCGAUCGGGAUCAGUUGAUUCUGGAAAAAAAUCUGUUCCUGCUCCUCCACCGAGAUCAUCAUCGAGUCAAAUGAGUGAUGGACCUGAGGUGAAGCCACGUCCUUCACUAAACAGCAAUAAUAAAAAUUCUGUUGGAAACAAUCCGAAUGCGCCAGCUAGUAGACUUGGAACAAGUGUUGUUCGUAGUAAUUCGGAACCCACACCGGCACAAUUAGCUCAAUUACGACCUAAAUCAACUCCACCAGAAGGGGAAUCUAAUCAGAUGAUGCUGGAUCCAUCGAUGGUUCCUGGUGAUUUUGAUCUUUCCAUGGUACCAAGCAAUUCGACUGCCUCACUUUCCUCAAUCGAUAGUCAAGGAUCAAUCAUUGAAACUGGUGAAUCAGACAAAACUCGCCAACAAUUGCUAGAGGAGCGUCAUCAAGAACUUUUGAGGAAACAAAAACUUUUACAAGAACAGUAUACUCGGUUACAGCAAUUAUCUCGUGGUGAACUGCCCAACCUUUUACUGAAUGAUUUAAAAAAGACUGGAAGUGAAUCUAACAUUUUAUCAAAAUCUUCAUCAACUUCCAAUGUUAGUGGAUCUUUGACUCAUUUACCUAACAACAAGAAACCUCAUGUAGCUCAGCAGUCCCAAUCUCAAGUUCAACCUACAAAACAAUCUCAAUCUCGAUCUCAAUCAUCAACACCAUCUAAAACGACCUCAAUGGAAUCCAAAGUUUCAUCAGGGGACAAUAAGAAAAAGGAAUCUCUUCCAGCUCCAUUGAUAGCGAAUAAAGGAGACAAAAGUUCCAAAGGUCCCAUUAAACAUGAGACUCAAAAGAUUUACGAAACAGAUAUUCUCUGAAUGUAUUACAAUA
This is a messenger RNA of Tetranychus urticae (two-spotted spider mite), 944 nucleotides long. Lineage: Eukaryota; Metazoa; Arthropoda; Arachnida; Trombidiformes; Tetranychidae. The record is from RefSeq and is a predicted model, not a curated record.